Messenger RNA from Naegleria lovaniensis, 1974 nucleotides. RefSeq lists its product as uncharacterized. Gene Ontology annotation, molecular function: ribosome binding; ubiquitin protein ligase activity. The transcript has 2 exons. The record is from RefSeq and is a predicted model, not a curated record. NCBI's taxonomy places the organism in Eukaryota, Heterolobosea, Eutetramitea, Acrasida, Naegleriidae. Gene Ontology annotation, biological process: protein ubiquitination; rescue of stalled cytosolic ribosome. The coding region runs from base 1 to 1974 and encodes 657 amino acids.
AUGAACAGAGUACAACACGGUCAAACAAAGAAAAAGAAGGUAUUUGCUGACAACUCAAACGCAGCAUUUUCAAGACCACAACAAGACUCUGCACAGACAACAUCCGAUGCUCCUUCCGGAAGCACUCACACUACUCAUUCCCAUCAUCGUCAUCACCAUCAUCAUCGGGAUGGAAAGAAAAACAGAAAUGGAGAACAAGUUAGUACGACCACGAACGCUCCGUUAGCAAACGAAAAUAGUGUUAGCAGCACAAACACUUCCACCACUCGGCACCCGCGAAGAGAAUCUCACUUUACUUGCUGCAUUUGUUGUGAGGAUGCACAUAUGCACAGCAUUUUUGAAACGUGUAACCAUGUCGACAUUUGUCACAAGUGUACUUUGAAACUUCGAGUUUUUAAUAAUGACAAUAGAUGUUCGAUUUGUAAGAAUCCUUCUGACACUGUGAUUUUCUCAAGGAAUGCAAACAAAUCGUUCGCUGAUUAUAACAAGGAUGACUUAAUUUAUGAUGAAACUUGGAAAAUAUAUACUGAUGAUUAUUUGUUGAUGAAUGAAUUGACGUCCCUUCGGAGAAUAGAAUGCAAAUUAUGUAAAGAACAAAACGGUCUUGUGGUUAGCUUUGAAAACACUCAACUUUUGAACCAUCACAUGAAUGAAGUUCACAAACUUAAUUAUUGCUCGCUCUGUUUAAAGAGUAGAAAAGUAUUUCUGGCGGAUCAAAAGCUUUACACAUGGAAUAAUUUAAUGAAGCAUCUCAAGCUAGGAGAAGAAGAUGAAAAUGGCAGAAUUGAAGGCCAUCCUCUUUGCAAGUUUUGUAACAUUCGGUUCUACUCAGAUGAUGAAAUUUUUGAUCACAUGUACAAACAACACGAGCGCUGUUUUAUUUGUCAGAAACAUGGUGUUCAAUUCGAAUUCUACAAGGACUACAAACAUCUUGAGAGACAUUUUGACGAAAAGCACUUUUUAUGUCCUUUCCAAGAAUGCAGAGAACAAGGAUUUAAAGUUUUUGAAAACGAAUUAGAUUUAUUUGCUCACAAGAACAAGUAUCACUCCUCAGCAUCCUCUACUAAGCGUGGAAAGAUUGUGUUAGAUAUAUCAACCCUAAGCAACAUUUCACACGUUCCAAACGAUGCCGAGAGAAGACAAGUUCGUACAGGAGAAAUUAAUUCUUCUGUCAUUCGAUUUGUGGAUACUGGUGGCGAUGGAUAUCACAAUGACUCACUUCAUAAAAAGAGUGCAGAGGCUUCCUCCUACUCAGACCAAAAGAAGAAGCAUCACAAAGGAAGAAAAGAAACCGGAAGUGGAGAUGUGAAAGAAAAGAAUAUCAACCUCGUGAAACGAAUGAAAGAAAUGGUUUCAGAGUCUCAAUAUCAAGAGUUGAAAUUCUUAAGUACUCAAUUUUUAAGAGGGGAAUCUUUAGCAAGUGAAUACUAUGCCAAGAUUGUUUCCAUUCUAGAUGAAAACAAGAAACAAGCCUUAAUACUGGCAAAGAACACUUAUCACUCCCCUGAAUUUAACCCAAAUCUCAACAAAGAACAGCCAGCUACAGCAGCAUCAAAACAGCAAGACAAAGCUCCUCAAGAAAACUGGCCAACUCUUUCCAAUACUCCUCAAACAUCAUCCAAGCCAAAUUGGAAUCCUGCUCAAGCAUCCAACACACAACCAAAACCAAAAAAGGAGAAGCAACGACCCUCUCCCAUUUCACACAAUAUUGUGAGAACUCCUGACCUUCUUUGGGGAGUUCAGGGAUCUGGUACACCACCAGCUAAGCUUGACAAAGAGCAAGAGUUCCCUUCUCUUGGUUCCUCUUCCUCUCCUCCACCUUCCAACAAAGUUAAAAAAUCAAAUUCCAAUUGGACAAAACCUCUCAAGACAAUUGAUGAAGACUCUGAAGACAAAUCUAAGCAUGAGUUUUCUGAAUUUGGUAACGUUAAAGUUUAUAAAUUCUCUGACAAGAAGAAGAAAAAGAAUAAGUAA